CAAACAGCUGCUGCGAUCGGUCACCGCCUCACCGGCGUGUAGACACUAACACUUCUUUUGCUGUUAUUAGUUAUAUAUCAUUGUAUCAUAACUUGAACUGCAAAGUUUUAAAUUCGCCAACUAUGAAUAAAACAAUACUUUUUGUAUUUUUAAUUUGCUUUACUGUUAGUAUUGCUAAGAAGCCCAAAGAUGAGGAAAAGCCAGACUGGGCCAAAAAGGACAUUAGAGAUUUCUCUGACGCGGACAUGGAAAGACUUUUUGAUCAGUGGGAAGAAGAUGAAGAUCCCUUGCCUGACGAUGAAUUACCAGAACAUCUUCGCAAGCCUCCAUCGAUAGAUUUUACCAAAUUGGAUAUGUCUGAUCCUGGUAAAGUCUUGGAACAGACGAAGAAAGGACAAACUCUCAUGAUGUUUGUGUCUGUAGCCAACAAGCCAUCUAGAGCUAGAACUGAGGAGAUAACUAAGAUAUGGCAGACUAGUCUGUGGAGUAACCAUAUUCAGGUGGAAAGAUACCUUGUAGAUGAUGACAGAGCCAUAUUUAUGUUCAAAGAUGGAUCACAGGCAUGGACUGCUAAAGAAUUUCUUUUAGAGCAGGAAGAGUUGAAAGAAGUCCAGCUAGAAAGUCAAACAUACCCAGGCAAGAAGCCUGACAUCAAAAAUAAGUCUGUCCGUGAUGAAUUAUAAUAUUGAACCAAAAGUUGUAAAUAGCAUAAUAAAGUUGUGCAUAUUUUUACUCAGUCAUAAGUGUAACAGAUACACUAUCUCAAAUGAAAUGCUAUUUAUAAAACAAAAUAUAGAGCUGAUAAAUCUCA
Helicoverpa zea (corn earworm) is the source of this 811-nucleotide messenger RNA. It is a transcript of the gene boca, whose product is annotated as LDLR chaperone boca. The coding region runs from base 123 to 683 and encodes 186 amino acids. The transcript is spliced from 3 exons. The record is from RefSeq and is a predicted model, not a curated record. NCBI's taxonomy places the organism in Eukaryota, Metazoa, Arthropoda, Insecta, Lepidoptera, Noctuidae. Gene Ontology annotation, biological process: protein folding.